Telopea speciosissima is the source of this 531-nucleotide messenger RNA. RefSeq names its product homeobox-leucine zipper protein HAT5-like. Gene Ontology annotation, cellular component: nucleus. Gene Ontology annotation, biological process: positive regulation of DNA-templated transcription. The record is from RefSeq and is a predicted model, not a curated record. Gene Ontology annotation, molecular function: DNA-binding transcription factor activity; sequence-specific DNA binding. The transcript is spliced from 3 exons. The coding region runs from base 1 to 531 and encodes 176 amino acids. NCBI's taxonomy places the organism in Eukaryota, Viridiplantae, Streptophyta, Magnoliopsida, Proteales, Proteaceae.
AUGGCCACCUUACUCCACCUUAAGCAAUGUGUUGGGGCAAUGGAAACCGCAGGAACAGGAUCGAUGCUGAACAUGGAGGAAAGCACGAAGAGACGCCCUUUCUUUAGCUCGCCGGAAGAACUCAUGGAUGAAGAAUAUUACGACGAACAGCUUCCAGAAAAGAAACGACGCCUUACCUCUGAGCAGGUUCACCUCUUGGAGAAGAGCUUCGAAACAGAGAACAAGUUGGAGCCAGAGAGGAAGACACAGCUUGCGAAGAAGCUCGGUCUGCAACCGAGGCAGGUUGUUGUGUGGUUUCAGAACCGCAGGGCUCGUUGGAAGACGAAGCAGCUCGAGAGAGAUUAUGAUGUUCUCAAGUCAUCUUACGAAUCCCUUCUCUCCGAUUACGAAUCCAUGCUUAAGGAGGAAGAUAAGCUCAAAGUUGAGGUAUAUUCUCGCUUUGCUCAAAGCUCAAAGCUCAAAGCUCAAAGCGAGGAGAGGACAGAGAUGCUGCAACUUGGAGAGGACAGAGAUGAGCGGCUGAGGUUAUAA